Durusdinium trenchii is the source of this 675-nucleotide messenger RNA. NCBI's taxonomy places the organism in Eukaryota, Dinophyceae, Suessiales, Symbiodiniaceae. The record is from the annotation of a GenBank genome assembly.
AUGUUGACACAUGUUGACACCAAGGCCCCUCCUAGCUAUUCGCCAGAAGUUGCUGCUGGAUGCCCUGCAGGAGACCACGCGGCAUUUUCUGACAAAAUGAAUGAUUCCGGUGUUGGUGCAGCAGGUACCGGUGCUGGCGCCCCCAUCGCCAAGCCUGCCAAGGCACCGCCCAAAAUGGAGGUGGAACCCAAGCAGGCAGAGGAUCACGAACCACCAGCCACUCCGAAGCAGAAUGCCAAAGAGCCGGACGUCUCCCAGGAGGCCGAAGCUUCCCCACCGCCCAUGCCAGCACCAAGUGCAGAGCCCGCCAGCCUGGCUGCUGCUGCUGCCGCCAUGGCUCAACGCCGCAUGAGCCGUGCAGCACAGGCGAAAGCUGAGCCAAAGAAGUCAGAGGCGGAGCCAGCAAAAGCCAGCGCAGCAGCACCUGCUGUCCCUAAAGCAGUGCACCAGAAGGAAGAAGAGCCUGCGCCAGCUCCGCAGGCCGCUCCUCCAGCGCCGGUGCUGUUCGGACCAGCGGAAAGCACUGCCCCGAAGGCCCGCAUGCCUCCACCCGCUCCGAAGGCCAAAGCCAAGGCCUCGACGCCCUUGUCCCCGGAGGCUGCCCUGAAGCUGCGGCGUUCAGUGGUCGCACAGGUGCAAGAUGAUGAUGUGCAAUCCGAUGUGAGCGAUUUCUGA